Diorhabda carinulata is the source of this 3020-nucleotide messenger RNA. RefSeq lists its product as uncharacterized. The record is from RefSeq and is a predicted model, not a curated record. NCBI's taxonomy places the organism in Eukaryota, Metazoa, Arthropoda, Insecta, Coleoptera, Chrysomelidae. The transcript has 3 exons. Bases 1650 to 2978 code for a protein of 442 amino acids.
AGUCUACCAUAAUCGUUUUGAUAAGUGGUAAUUGGCGUGUACAUUCUUGAAGAUGCCAAAAAUCCCAAUACUAAAAUGAGUUUACGUGUGAAAAAAUGUCAUUUAUUUCCUUAAAAGCGUUAUCAUUCAACUGGGUAAACAAAAAUAAUAAAAUUUAUUAACGUGGUUAAAUAUUAUUCAGAUUAUCGACUUACUUCUUUGACUUUCGAUAGUCGGUAAAAUUUUGCGAGUUUUUUUUUCUUCAUACAAUUGUUCAAAAUGUUUUGCUAACUCAUUUUCAACAAUAUCUUCUUUACUCUCUGAAUCUAUAACUAAUGAAAAGUAUUUAUUAUCUACAACGGGUAGAAAGUGCCCAAACUAAUUCACUAAAAACAAUCAUCGACUUCAGGGUGAUACAUACAGGAUGUCCAAUAAAUAAGUAUCUCGUAAUUUGACAAAACCACUGUUGAUAUAUUUUGAAGAAAAUUUAUGCUUCUAUCGUUUCAAACGAUAUAUUUGAUGCAUUUUCUUCGAUAUUUACCUUUUUUCCAAUCUUUGCAAUAAUCUGUUCUAUAAGUAGUUAACGACAUUCGUUUCGCUUGGAGUUCUUUGACUGCUUUUUCAAUUUCUUCGAAAUGUUCCUGUAACGGAAGAUACGGCGUUGCAGAAGAAAUUGCGACAUAUUGGGAAAGGAAAUACGAUCGAUUUCCAUUUAAAAUAAGAUUUGAAUUUAUAUUCUUACUGUUAUUUUUCCUCCCAAAUCUUUUUCUGUUAACCAUUCAACAUUUUUUCCGUAACAUUCGUCGUAAUACUUUUCUUGUUUUAUACUAAAAAACAAUUCUCUAUAUAGAAAGUUUUCUUCGUCGAAGUGACUAGAAUUAUAUAUAAAUUUUCACUCACGGUUUUGUUUUUUCUUGUACAUUCCAUCUAUAAGUAUUUUUCGCUGUGGUAAUGAACGCUUGAGCCAUUUCCUACUUUAAUUUUUUCACAAAAUUCCUUAACGUCAAUUUAACUUCUAAUUGAGAUUGUUGACAUGGCAUUUAGAGUAUUUUACAACUUUCUAACCAAUCGGAAUUAGUGACAACACGAAAAAAAUACUCAAAAACCGAUCAAAUAUAUAUCACUAUAUUAUGAUGUCUUCGCCAACGAAUUUUCACCAAUAGACAAAGUGAUUCAUAAGGGAGGUUCAAGUAUAUGAUUCUUGAGCCCAACCUCACCGAGACGCCAUAGCGACGAGUAGGCAAAGUCGCCAAUUUGGAAGCGUAGCCACGAUUUAACGGCUGUGAGCAACCUGGAGACAUGAUCAAGAUGCGACUUACUAAGUGGUCAACCGGUCCUCAAGCAUAAUGAAUUUCGAUACAGAAAGUAUUAAUUGUAGAAAUUCAAAUUCGAUCAUAUUUAUGGGAUAUCGCAAUACAAGAUGGCGACUAAAAUUGAGAUUAUGUCUGUUAUUGAUGAAAGGAGACUACUGGUCGCAACAGCCAAAUCCGCCAACCACGUGUAUUCCAAGAAAUUGUUAUUUUGAGACAAAAGACAAAUCCUAUCCUUCUACAAACCCGGCAUCGAGAAGUUAAAGAAGCGUUGGUAUUGCUGUUGUAUAAGACUAAAUUGAUGAGUACUAUAUCUACAACGUAAUAUUUAUCAACGUGGAUACCAAAAAUUUUGAUAUUAUGGAAUAUACUUACGAUAAAGAAAAUACCCCGAAAUACGUAUAUUUGGCAAAUUGCAACAAACUAUUAGAAACUGAUCAAAUUAUUCAACGAAAACGAUUCAAACGCAGAGUAUUUGAAAAAAUAAAAGUUUUCGCUCAACUUUAUCCACCCUAUUUAUCUAAUGACGAAAAGAUUGGAAUAAGCAACGAGAUAAUUAAUAUGAUAUACAAAAAACUACAGAUAAACGUCAUUUAUACAUACAAAACACAAAUUGAAGGAUCUAUUAUAAAUGAUAAUUUCACGGGAAUGUGGAAAAUAUUAUUAGAAGGACCUUACGAUAUGUUCGCUGGAGUAGUAGUACCAGAAGGUACGGAAAUGGGUUAUUUCGAACAAACUUUUUCACCUCUAGAAGAUAGUUCGUAUUUCGCUGUACCAUAUUUAUUAGAAGACGUCGAGAGGUUGUCGAUUUUUCGUAUUUUCACCACGCAUUUAUGGAUCGUUAUAUUUCUAAUCCUGAUUAUUCUAGGAUUGCAAUUUCAUUACAUUAUAAAUAUUUUGAAAUUAGAUCGGAAGUAUACUAAACUAGAAAUCGGUUUUAUAAUAUUUCGUUCGUUAUUAGAAGUCCCGACUUUUAAAAGACCCAAUACCACAUCGCUCAAAAUUCUCUUCACUGGAAUUUUAUUUUUCACUAUGAUAAUAAGCAACUGUUAUAAAAGUAAAUUAUUCAAUUCCAGCGUUAACGAACAUUCGAGACAAGUAUACGGCACAAUCGAAGAUAUAGUAAACAAAAAAUUAAAUGUCGGAUUACACGCCGUAGCUAAAAGAACUAUGAUUAGAUCCGUUAAUUUCUACGAAAAAUAUUUAGCAGAAAACAGUAUUUUUUGUAGUGUUGAUUCUACUUGUCUAAACAAAACUGCCUUCGAGAAAAAUUUCGCUACAGUUAAAUUAGAAAAGUAUUUAAAAUUUAUAAUACCUCGAACGUAUAUAAACGAAUACGGCACGCCACUGAUUUAUAUCAUGAGAGAUUUCAAAGUGAAUACCGUUUUCUUGAAUUAUUUCUUCAAAAUGGGACAUCCUGUAUACGAUAAAUUCAAUGAAUAUUUAAUGAUAAUCAAAGAAAACGGAUUCGUUGAUAAAAUUUAUAAAGAUUUAGACAAAGUUAAUUUGGCGAUGAUGAAACGAUACGAAAAAACCAUUCGGUUCGAACCUAUGAGUUUAUUUGAUUUUGGUAAAUUAUUUUUUUUAUAUGGAAUAGCCGUUGGGGUUUCAAUUUCGAUAUUUUUUUCGGAAUAUUUAUAUCAUUUCAUAACUAGCCAUAAGCUCCAAUUGUUGAAAAUUGAUCGAUAAAAAAAAUAAUCUCAAAACAAAAUAAAUAAAAUUUUAAAACUA